This is a messenger RNA of Physella acuta, 542 nucleotides long. RefSeq names its product ras-related protein R-Ras2. Gene Ontology annotation, molecular function: GTPase activity; GTP binding. Lineage: Eukaryota; Metazoa; Mollusca; Gastropoda; Physidae. Gene Ontology annotation, cellular component: membrane. The record is from RefSeq and is a predicted model, not a curated record. Gene Ontology annotation, biological process: signal transduction.
UGAAAUUUCCUUUCCUGGAUAAUAGAAAAAAAAUGUCUCGCAAUGCUAAUGAUAAUAAUAGUUUUAGUCAAAGUUACAAAUUGGUUGUAGUAGGUGGGGGUGGUGUAGGGAAAAGUGCCUUAACCAUUCAGUUUAUACAGUCAUACUUUGUAACUGACUAUGAUCCAACAAUAGAAGAUUCAUACACCAAACAAUGUGUUAUUGAUGAACAUGUUGCAAGACUAGAUAUUCUAGAUACUGCUGGCCAAGAAGAGUUUAGUGCUAUGAGAGAACAAUAUAUGCGAUCAGGGGAAGGUUUCUUGCUUGUGUAUUCAGUCAUUGACAGGAGCAGUUUUGAAGAAAUCUUCAAGUUUCAUAGGCAGAUUUUGAGAGUUAAAGAUCGUGAUGAAUUUCCUAUGCUACUUGUAGCAAAUAAGUCUGAUCUUGACUCACAAAGAGUGAUGGACACCCUGAUCAUCCCACGUUCAGCCAUAGCCAAACACUGUAAGAUCCCAUGGGAUCGUAACACCUCCACCCUUCAAGAAAUUAAUUCGCCACAUUAA